GUUUUGCUCUUUUGAUCAUCAUCAUCAGAGUGGUGGUAAACUAAGGCCAUUUGAGAAGACUGUAGGUGCAGGAAAAUGUUGUUAGAGCUUUGAGGCUGACAGCUGAGGGACCAUUUCUGCAGAGCUCACAAGGCCAAAUGUCUGUGGCCAUGUGUCCUGUAAGCAGCCCCCAGUGAGCAGAGAAAUGGGCUGUGGGAAUGGCACUUGCUGAGCUCUGGUGUCCCAUCCCAAGGCAGUUUGGCACAGCCUGGCUCUGUUGCUCCAAAAAGAUUUGCUCAGUGUUUGCUGUGCUCUCCUGCCACAGAGCCCUGCAGUUAAAGCUCUGCAAUGUCACUUCAGGUGGCCAUAAAGAAAAUGAGUCUCAGAGAGCAGAAUAGGGAACGAGCUGUGAAUGAGAUCCUGGUCCUGAAAGGAAAGAAGAACCCAAACAUUGUCAACUCUUUGGACAGCUUCCUUGUUGCUGAAGAUGUCUGGCUGGUGAUGGAAUACAUGGAUGGAGGAACUUUGCAGGACAUUGUCAGACAGACACGCAUGGCUGAAGGAGAGAUGGCAGCUGUCAGUCGGGAGUGUCUGCAGGGCCUGGAUUUCCUCCAUUCCAACCUGGUGAUCCACAGAGAUCUGAAGAGCUCCAACAUCCUUCUGGGAAUGGACGGCUCUGUCAAGCUGGCUGAUUUUGGCCUCUGUGCUCAGCUCAGCCCUGAGCAGGACCAGUGCAGCUCCAUGGUGGGCACUGCUCACUGGAUGGCCCCAGAAGUUGUGACCAGUUCUCCUUAUGGACCCAAGGUGGACAUCUGGUCCUUCGGCAUUGUGACCAUCGAGAUGGUGGAAGGAGAACCUCCUUACUUCAGGCAAACAGGGGCUAUGGUAAGAGGCAAAUUCUGCAGUGUUUGCAGAGCCUGUGAGCACAGGGGUGACCCUGCCUUGGGAGGAGCAGCUGGAGGUUUCUGCACAUCGGGAAGGGAUUUCCCAGAGGACUCGAGCCUGAACACAGAUGAAUAUUCCGCAGUUUUCCAGCAACAAUUGGCUUUGGGUUUUAAGUUGUUGCAUCUCUCUUGUCCCUAAGGAUGACCUGAAAAU
Messenger RNA from Catharus ustulatus (Swainson's thrush), 1077 nucleotides. RefSeq names its product serine/threonine-protein kinase PAK 3-like. Gene Ontology annotation, cellular component: cytoplasm. Gene Ontology annotation, molecular function: protein serine/threonine kinase activity; ATP binding. Gene Ontology annotation, biological process: protein phosphorylation; regulation of MAPK cascade; regulation of actin cytoskeleton organization. Lineage: Eukaryota; Metazoa; Chordata; Aves; Passeriformes; Turdidae. The record is from RefSeq and is a predicted model, not a curated record.